Molecule: messenger RNA, 490 nt
Organism: Aplysia californica (California sea hare)
Lineage: Eukaryota; Metazoa; Mollusca; Gastropoda; Aplysiida; Aplysiidae
Product: endo-1,4-beta-xylanase 3-like
Exons: 4
Coding region: 26-490 (154 amino acids)
Biological process (GO): carbohydrate metabolic process
Molecular function (GO): hydrolase activity, hydrolyzing O-glycosyl compounds
Source: RefSeq, a predicted model, not a curated record
CAGGAUCAAAGUGCGAGGUCACUGUAUGUUCUGGGCUGUCCCAUUUAACAAUCCUGAGUGGGUCAAGGGAUUGUCUGUUCAGGAAUUCAAGACUACCGUGGAUGAUCGUAUAGCUUACAUGACGGCACAGACAAAGAACAAAUUGGCUCACUGGGACGUGAACAACGAGCUACUUCAUGGCUAUUUUUACGAGGAGCACUCAGGAAACCCUCUCUACACGGAGCACAUGUUCCGGGAGAUUCACAGAGCUGACCCAAAACCCACACUCUUCCUCAAUGAGUACAAUGUGGUGAAGAGCGGUGAAAUGACACAGAGCUAUUUGACCCAGAUCCUGAAAUUCAAGGCGGCCAAUGUCGGCCUUGGCGGGGUCGGAGUACAAAGUCAUCUCAAUGAUUACGAGGAGCCCAACCCUGACAGCAUCUAUCAGGAUUUUGCCUUAAUGACGUCUACAUGCUCAGACAGAAAGACAAAACUGGAAAACCAGUUCUGA